Molecule: messenger RNA, 2521 nt
Organism: Chinchilla lanigera (long-tailed chinchilla)
Lineage: Eukaryota; Metazoa; Chordata; Mammalia; Rodentia; Chinchillidae
Gene: Ankrd33
Product: ankyrin repeat domain 33
Exons: 5
Coding region: 1052-2182 (376 amino acids)
Biological process (GO): negative regulation of transcription regulatory region DNA binding; negative regulation of transcription by RNA polymerase II
Molecular function (GO): protein binding
Source: RefSeq, a predicted model, not a curated record
UGUCUCAAAAAGCCAAACCAAUCUAAAUCAAACCAAAAGCAACAACAAAACCCAAGACAGCAUCCUGCAUAAAAUUAAGGCAAAUGGAGUAAUAUGAUUGGCUCAAUUUUCUAUAUUUUAGGUCCACUUCAUUAAAUUUAAUGUUAAUCUUAAAACAAUCUAUUAUUAAGGGUUUACUUUAAAUAGUUCAUAUUUAAUUACACACCAAAACUAAUCUAUUAAAUUGAAUACAUCCUAAUUUCUAGACUUUUGGGGGUGGACUUUUUGAGACAGGCUGGCCUCAAACUCACGAGAACCCUCCUGCCUCAGCCUCCCAAGUGCUGGGAUUACAGGUGAGCACCAGCACAUCCCACAUUUCUAGACUUUUAAAUUACAAUUUAUGCUUUAAUUUCCCAGAACUUGAAAAAGUAGGUUCAGAUGACCCCUGGAGUCCCCUGGCCCGUAGUCAUCCUGUGAGUCCCAACCCCAUUUAAUGAGAUUCCUGCCUUCACAUCCUCUCUGCCUCUGCCCCUUCCCUGAGCCCCACUCCACCCAAAGAAAGGCGGCUUCAGACUCUCACAGGCAGAUGGGAGAAGGCUGCUUCCCCUGCGGAGAAGAGGCCAAGGAGGGCUAGGCCAGUCCUACUCUCAGUGCUGCCGGCUGGGAGGAGCUGAGGCUCAGGCGCAGCCCAGACUGCAGGAUCUUAGGAGCCUCUUGAUCGGCUCCAGACCCAGAGCACCCUCCUCUCACAGUCCCCAAUCCCUUCCUAACCCGCUUGACCCAGCUCGGCCCCGGGGAGUUUGCAGCAGCUCUUUCCAAGAAAGUCCAGCCAUCUGUUUCCCGCAUUGCUUCUGGGAAGGGACAGUCCUUCCGGCCACUCCAGAGGCCGCUGAGUGUGCUCCGCGGCAGCUGGGGGUGCUCUGGGCCCCGGCGAUGACCACCUCUUGGAGAUCGUCACCUAACCCCAGCUGCCAGCUGCGAGAGGAAAGACUUGCUUUCUGGCCCCACCCUGGAAGAGGAGGAGCUGCCCUCGCACGGAGGAGGAGGAGCAGGAGGAGGAGGAGGGCUGGACAUGUCUGAGGGACUGUCCUGCCCUGGCAAGGAGACGCCUGGCCCAGGCUGCAGGCUGGGGGCCCUGUACUGGGCCUGUGCCCACAACAACCCUGUCCAGCUCCAAGCUGUGCUGGAUGCUGGGGUGUCCCCAGAGGAGGCCACCCAAGUGGACAGCAAUGGAAGGACAGGCCUCAUGGUUGCGUGCUACCGAGGCUUCAAGAGCAUUGUGGCCCUGCUCAGCCGCUGCCCUUUCCUGGAUGUGAACCAGCAGGACAAAGACGGGGACACGGCCCUCAUGCUGGCUGUCCAAGCAGACCACGUGCUUCUGGUGGGUCUCCUGCUCAACUACUUCCCGGGCCUGGACCUGGAGCGCCGGGACCGGCGGGGGCUCACAGCACUGAUGAAGGCUGCCAUUCGGGACCGCUCUGAGUGUGUGGCCACCCUCCUCAUGGCAGGUGCUGACCUGACCUCUGUGGAUCCUGUUCGGGGCAAGACAGCCCUGGAGUGGGCCCUGCUGACUGACAGCUUCGACGUAGUGUGGAGGAUCCGGCAGCUGCUGCGGCGGCCCUGCGCAGAACAGCUCAGCCAGCACUACCAGCUGGAAUGGCCAGCCUUGCGCGGGCUUGUGGCCCAGGCCCAGGCCCAGGCUACCCCGUCCUUCCUGGAAAGGUUGCAGGCCAACCUGAGUCUGUCCUCUGCUCAGUGUCCUCAGGAGGGGGGCGUCCUGGACCACUUUGUGACCAUCACUACCAGCCUGGCUAGUCCCUUCCUUGCCACUGCCUGCCACAGUCUGUGCCCUGACCAUCCCCCAACCCUGGGCACCCGAAGCAGGUCUGUGCCAGAGCUGCUAGGUACUGCCCCACCUCCUCCUCUGUCUCCCCAGCCCCCUCAAGUGGUCUCCAGCUCCCAAGUCUUUGUCCCCUACAACCCUCAGGGCAUGUUCUCUCAGUGGCUACAGCCCAGGAACAGUACCAGCAGCCCAGUACCCAAGAUCCUCCUCUCCAAGGCACCUUCAUCUCCCAGCCAGUUCAAGCUGAUGCUGCCCAGGUAUGAAGGGCGUCAAAGCCUUGCCCUUCCUCUCUGGCAAUACCAGGAGCUCAGGAUGCAGAGGAAGAGACAAGAAGAGGAGGCCAGGAAGGCGCAGAAUUAGAGGAAGAUGGGCUAGGCCAUGCUGGGGGCAGGUAACCAAGCCCUUUCCUAGGCUCCUUUCCCACCUAGAGCCUCUUCUACCCUUCCACCCACCUCUGCCUAAGUGAACCUGCUUCCAACCUGCAAGAGUCCGUCAACAAGGGGGUGGCCAACUCGAUUAUGGGGUAAUCACUGUACACCCAUACACUGUAUUCUACACUGUACCUUGCAAAGCAAGACUAAGAGCUGGGCACAGUGGUGCAAGCCUGCAACCCUAGCUACCCACAAGGCUGGGGCAGGAGGAUCACGAGUUUGAACCCAGCCUGGGCGGCUUAAUAAGACCUUGUCUCAAAAACUAAAA